CCGCAUCUUUUCCUCUACAAUAUACAGGAUCAAAGCCGGGGGUUUAUCGAGCAAUAAAUUGUCGCUAUCUCACUUCUCUCGAUCUUUUAACGUUAUCGAGUCUAUCCCAUUCCUUUUCCACCGCAACUGGAAGGCUAAAUCCCGCGCGUCUUCUCAUUUCGCACUGCCGCGCAAACCACUUCCUUCCCCAAACUUCUACACGCUCCGCGCGCCUUUGUUAGGCACAACCAUACCGUUUAAAGGUCUGGAGCUACUCCGCUAAAAGUUCUUGCCAUCAUGCCUGAGGUUAAGCGCACCGUCCGUCUUGUCACGGAGCAGCAUAUCAUUGACAAGCCUUCUGAGGUCGAGGGUUUCCCUCAGCGUUCAUGGUCAAUCGAGGUGUACGUGGUCAAUGACAAGGGAGAGCAGAUUCCCGCCACCCUCUUCGACAAGGUCACAUACCACCUUCACCCAAGUUUCGGCUCCCGCGCUGUGCAAACUUUCAAAAACCCGCCCUUCCGUAUCCAGGAGGAGGGAUGGGGUGAGUUUGAUAUGCAGAUCGAGCUUACCGCCGACAAAUCUCACUUCGUCAACCAUGACCUCAACUUCUUGCAAGAGCGAUACGAGUCCAAACACAUCAUUACUUUCAAGAACCCCAAGCCAGCUUUCUUAAACAUUCUGCGUGAAUCGGGCUCUGUUCCGGGUGACGAGAAUGGGUUGAAAAAGCGUAGCGCAGUUGGUGAGGAGAGUGCUAACAAGAAGAAGAAGCGCAAUGACAAGAACGUGGACAUGGAUAAACUUGCCGAGGGACUCCAGAAACUCGGCGAGGAUGACCUCUUGCAGGUUGUGCAGAUGGUGCACGACAACAAGUCAGCAGAUUCGUACACAAAGAACGACGUCGACAUGGGCGAGUUUCACGUGGACCUGUACACGCUCCCGGAUACUUUGAUCAAGAUGCUCUGGGAUUUCACCUCGGAGCGUGGGGCUAUGUAAGCCACAGCAUGGUUGUUUUUCUUCCUUGAUCUCACUUGCACUACUCGGCUUCUGUCAGUCCGGGAUAUCCCCUAUGCCCGUUUUAUUUUCCUUGUUUCCUUAUCUGCUGUGUCUUUUUGACGGGGAGUUAGCGGAUGCUCAUAUCAACCUGGCUGGUGCUUUCCUUGCA
This is a messenger RNA of Penicillium pulvis, 1141 nucleotides long. RefSeq names its product putative transcription initiation factor subunit (TAF30). Lineage: Eukaryota; Fungi; Ascomycota; Eurotiomycetes; Eurotiales; Aspergillaceae. Gene Ontology annotation, biological process: regulation of transcription by RNA polymerase II; chromatin remodeling. The record is from RefSeq and is a predicted model, not a curated record. Gene Ontology annotation, cellular component: NuA4 histone acetyltransferase complex; Swr1 complex. Bases 277 to 972 code for a protein of 231 amino acids. The transcript has 7 exons. Gene Ontology annotation, molecular function: histone binding.